AUAUACCCAUAACUAUUUAAGUAAACAUCUUAUUUACGAUUUUUGACUCAAGAGAAAAUUCCUGGCUUUGGGAUCCUUUGCCUGCUGUGUGCAAAAUGCUGAUGUACAGUCUGCUACUGCUGAGCCUCACACUAACCUUCACAGGAUACUCUGCUGCCUGCAAUGCCCCCCUUAAUCAGAAAAAGCUGAAUAUUCUGAAUAUGCUUGCCUGUUGGACUGAUGACAGAACAAACAAUCAAAAUGACUUCAGCAUCUACAGAUAUCAGAGCUGCAAGGAAAUCCUAAGGCAUGACAAUAAUGCUAAAGAUGGAAUUUAUACCCUGACAACUAAGGAUAGAGUAUCCUACCAGACAUUCUGUGAUAUGACAACGGAUGGUGGUGGCUGGACUCUGGUGGCCAGUAUUCAUGAGAAUAACCUACUUGGAAAGUGCACUGUUGGAGAUCGCUGGUCCAGCCAGGGAGGCAACAAUGAAAACAAUCCAGAAGGAGAUGGUAACUGGGCCAACUAUGCCACAUUUGGUACACCGGAUGGAGCUACCAGUGAUGACUACAAGAAUCCUGGCUAUUAUGAUAUCUCCUCUAGUGACCUGGGCUUAUGGCAUGUACCAAACAAGACUCCACUAUCGCAAUGGAAAACCUCUUCUAUUUUACGAUAUCGUACACAGAAUGGCUUUCUAUCUACCAAUGGAGGGAAUCUCUUCGGUCUGUACACGAAAUUUCCAGUAAAAUAUAAUACUGGAGGAUGUCCUAAAAAUAAUGGACCGGCUGAGCCAGUGGUGUAUGAUUUUGGUGACCCUGAGAAAACGGCUCAAUACUACACACCAAAUAUAAAAAAUGCUGCCACCCCUGGAUUUGUUCAGUUCCGAGUGUUUAAUAAUGAGAAAGCGGCUAUAGCCCUUUGUGCUGGCAUAAAAACUAUCGGCUGUGAUACAGAACAUUACUGUAUUGGAGGAGGGGGUUACUUCCCGGAGGCCAGUCCUAGACAGUGUGGAGACUUUACAGCUCUGGAUUGGGGUGGUUACGGAACACACACCGGAUGGAGUGCCAGUAAAAAACUUGUAGAAUCUGCCGUGCUUCUCUAUUACCGCUAACAUUAUUUAAUAUUCGUCGCAGUGUUGUAUCGUGUUU
Messenger RNA from Pelobates fuscus (common spadefoot toad), 1128 nucleotides. Its product is annotated as intelectin-1-like. Gene Ontology annotation, molecular function: oligosaccharide binding. Bases 96 to 1091 code for a protein of 331 amino acids. The transcript is spliced from 8 exons. NCBI's taxonomy places the organism in Eukaryota, Metazoa, Chordata, Amphibia, Anura, Pelobatidae. The record is from RefSeq and is a predicted model, not a curated record.